This is a messenger RNA of Brienomyrus brachyistius, 2194 nucleotides long. RefSeq names its product CKLF-like MARVEL transmembrane domain-containing protein 6. The transcript is spliced from 5 exons. NCBI's taxonomy places the organism in Eukaryota, Metazoa, Chordata, Actinopteri, Osteoglossiformes, Mormyridae. Bases 152 to 703 code for a protein of 183 amino acids. Gene Ontology annotation, cellular component: membrane. The record is from RefSeq and is a predicted model, not a curated record.
CUGAGCUAAGCAAACAGCAGUCCCACCGCAGGCGCAGAGCCCAAACGCUGUAAUCCGCGUAUUCGGGGGGGGUUUGUAACAUCGCCGCAUCUUCGGGGUUUAGCUACGCGAAGGUCUGUUAGCUUGAAGUCUUGCCUCCAACAGGUCAACCAUGGCAGCAGCGAAUGCGGUUUAUAACGUCACGACGGUGCAGGAGCCCAAGGCCGGAAAGUGGCUCAUCGUGCCCUCGGAGUAUCUGGAUAAAUGCCGCUUUGGCAUUAAGGUGGCGGCCGUGCUUUUCUCCCUGCUGGCCUUCAUCCUGGCAGCGACAGUCUACCUGUGUUCCUCCUGCCCGGCACUCUACUUCUUUCAGUUCGCCAGCUGUGCAGCCUUCCUCUUCACCGGCCUGCUUGUCUUCUUUCUCGCCACACCCUUCCACCGCAGGGUUGGCAUCUCCGACUGGCCCAUGCUGGACUUCUCAUACACUGUGGCCAUCGGCUUCCUCAUCUUCCUUGCCUCUGCCGCCUUUGCCUCUGAACACAGAUGGACUCUAGAGGUGCAAAUGUCAGUGGCAUUUGGGUUCAUAGCUUGUGUCCUGUUUCUGGUGGAUGCCGUGAUUUUUGUGAAGAUCAAGGGAUGGCCGUGUCACUCAAAGCCCCGGGCACCGCCGGAGCAGAGCGAGACCCCCGAAGCGGAGAAGCUCACUGUCCACAGUGAGGAAUAGGAUUUCGCGGCCUGGGUUACCUGGGUUACCUGGGUUACCUGGGUUACACCCUCUUCUGUCCUUCAUGCCCCCCCCACCGCCCUGCUUUGCUUCUAGUAUUUCAGAAAUCAGGGAGCAAGCCUUCAGCUGAAGCCUUCAAUUCAAUUGCCCCCCAUUGUUGUUUUUGGUUGGUGGUUCUUGCUGACAGCUGUGUCACCAAUUGCCUCCUGUAAAACUUGCUGGAAUGGAUGGGUCUGCUUUUCUGUUCCUCAGUGGGUCACAUGGUAACAUGCAUGGGUCUGUUUUUCCGUCCCGUACUGGGUUGCAUGGUAACAUGCGUGGGUCUGCUUUUCUGUCCCGCAGUGGGUCACAUGGUAACAUGCGUGGGUCUGCUUUUCCGUCCCGCAGUGGGUCACAUGGUAACAUGCGUGGGUCUGCUUUUCCGUCCCGCAGUGGGUCACAUAGUAACAUGCGUGGGUCUGCUUUUCUGUCCCGCAGAUGGUCACAUGGUAACAUGCAUGGGUCUGCUUUUCUGUCCCACAGAUGGUCACAUGGUAACAUGCGUGGGUCUGCUUUUCCGUCCCGCAGUGGGUCACAUGGUAACAUGCGUGGGUCUGCUUUUCCGUCCCGCAGUGGGUCACAUAGUAACAUGCGUGGGUCUGCUUUUCCGUCCCGUAGUGGGUCACAUGGUAACAUGCGUGGGUCUGCUUUUCCGUCCCGUAGUGGGUUGCAUGGUGACAUGCAUGGGUCUGCUUUUCCGUCCUGCAGUGGGUCACAUGGUAACAUGCGUGGGUCUGCUUUUCCGUCCCGCAGUGGGUCACAUGGUAACAUGCGUGGGUCUGCUUUUCCGUCCCGCAGUGGGUCACAUGGUAACAUGCGUGGGUCUGCUUUUCCGUCCCGCAGUGGGUUACAUGGUAACAUGCGUGGGUCUGCUUUUCCGUCCCGCAGUGGGUCACAUGGUAACAUGCGUGGGUCUGCUUUUCCGUCCCGUAGUGGGUCACAUGGUAACAUGCGUGGGUCUGCUUUUCCGUCCCGUAGUGGGUUGCAUGGUGACAUGCAUGGGUCUGCUUUUCCGUCCUGCAGUGGGUCACAUGGUGACAUGCGUGGGUCUGCUAUUCCAUCCUGCAGUGGGUUGCAUGCUGACAUGCAUGCAGUUAUUCUUCUGUUUUUUGUACAAUUGAUAUAAAUCAUUUUUUUAAGAGAUUACGUUGUAUUCCAGGCUUCACGCCAUUGCUAUCUGCACGUCUAUCCCAAGAUGCAAUCCACAAUGCAUAACAGUACAGGAAUAUAAAGACUCAGUCAGUGGUUUCCUGACAAUAGUUACGAAUCAACAUCCCAAACUUCUUGCCAAACUCCGUUUUUGGACUAAAGUUUGCAUUAUUACCAUAUAUUGCUUAUGUGCCAAAUAUUUCAGACAGUAGUCACUAAUGUUGUAUUCUGUUUCAUGCAUCUGUAAUUAAUCAUUACGGAACUUAAAAGAUAAUAAAAUGCAGUUUUAUUUUUUUACUGGAA